This is a messenger RNA of Acanthaster planci (crown-of-thorns starfish), 3144 nucleotides long. Its product is annotated as ras-related protein Rab-26-like. Gene Ontology annotation, molecular function: GTPase activity; GTP binding. The record is from RefSeq and is a predicted model, not a curated record. Lineage: Eukaryota; Metazoa; Echinodermata; Asteroidea; Valvatida; Acanthasteridae.
UUACCCUGGUUUUUCGCGGAUUACUUUUUUCUUGAUCAACCCUGAUGGACGCACGAUUUCCAUCAACUUCAAUGCAUAUUUUCUCCGAAAUAACGCCGAAAAAGGACGCCAGGGAUUAUUACAGGAGAUGAUAGGAUAGCUGAGCACUGAAGGACUACUUGGGAGAUGUCAGCAAACAGCAACGGAGUGGUCCGGUCGGGGUCGCUGGGCGGUGAUUUUUACGACUUUGCUUGCAAGGUAAUGCUGAUUGGGGAUUCAGGCGUGGGCAAGACAUGUCUGCUAGUGCGCUUCAAAGAUGGUGCCUUCCUCUCGGGAAGUUUCAUCUCCACAGUUGGGAUUGACUUUAGGAAUAAAGUUGUUGACAUAGACGGGUCAAAGGUUAAAUUACAGAUCUGGGACACAGCUGGCCAGGAGAGAUUUCGCAGCGUCACGCAUGCAUACUACCGGGACGCACAUGCCCUUCUGCUGCUCUUUGAUGUGACAAACAGACAAUCUUUUGAGAAUAUCAGGGCGUGGGUGUCGGAGAUCCAUGAGUAUGCCAACAAUGAUGUGGUGGUGAUGUUGCUAGGCAACAAGUCGGACAUGACAUCAGAGAGGGUCGUCAAGAGGGAGGAGGCGGAGAAAUUGGCCAAGGACAAUGGUAUUGCUUACAUGGAAACCAGUGCAAAGACAGGACUUAACGUGGAUCUCUCCUUUAUGGCUGUCGCUAAAGAUUUGAAAAUGAAGAAGACAAGACGACCAAACGAGCCCAAAUUCAACGUCCGAGAUUUUGUCGACCAGCAAAAGCAAACCCCCUCCGGAUGCUGCUUUUAGAAAUAAUUCCAGUCAGUGCAGAUGGCACAGUCAACCUUGAGAGAAACUUUGUAAAUUGGGUACUUGACGUUGAAAAACUUAGGCAUCCAACAACUGCUGGAAAGUAGACCGAUUUGAGGACAAGGUUGAACAGGAGGGUCCAGAACGGCAUUGACACGGUUUCGUAUUUGGCAACUUUGCAUCAGAGAACUCUUCAAUAGGCUGUGAUUGGACAAGGCUUAAAGUGGCCUGUUGAGACUUAGACCGAAUGCAUUUUUCCAGAAAGGCCACUAAAUUGGAUUGUAUCUAUUGAGAUCUCAACUGUUCUUGAUGAGAUGACUCUGUUGCUACCUUCAUAUUUACAGCACAGAAUUGCUAGGCGUCGAAGAUAGCUGAUCUCUGGUUAUUGUAGCGUGACGCUUGGGCACCUCGUGGCUUAAUUUCAAGUGAUCAUCACCGGUGCGGAACCAGCCCCAGAAUCCAGGGGCUGAUGAUUUCCUGUCAGAUACGUACGUGCAGUAGAGGGCGCUGUUCAUACAGCUCACCAGCCAUUACAGUUUUUUGCUCAGGAUGAAGAAGUUGAACCUUGGGUAGAGCAUAUUUGGCAUAGAGGAAUUAAUCAAGAGGAAGUCGUAAUUGUAACCAACCAGUCGUUGAAAAACAGUUGACAUGACUGUACAUACAUUUAAGUCAAAUGUAAUCUUGAAGGAGAUAAUGUCUUAAACCAGUGUCACAAGGCAUAUGGUAAAAGGUUAUGAAGUCAUUCAAGAACAGACCAAAACAUUAGAAAAAGCACACUUCCAAGUACCGUGUUAAGAGUUGGCAUCCUGGGUGUACACUUUCAACAAAGGAGGAAAAAGAAUGGUAUCAGAAUACAUAAUGAAAUUUAAUUAUUAGCAUUUGGAAGAAUCUAUCCGACUCACACAAUGUGAGAGUUCUCUCAAGAACGUGUACCUUGACUGCAUUGAUAAUACUAACAACGAUUCUUUUUUGAGCCUGUCCCCUGCUUGUUUGUUAACGCUUUUUAAUUUAAGCGAUACGUGAAUUUUCGUACAAGUGUUGGUUCAUUAUUGUCAACUCUGUCCAAAGUCAGAACACAUGAUCCACACGUAGGAUGAUUUUGCAUUCUAAAUUGCAACAGCGCUCUCAGACCGUGAACGAAGAAACCACCAGUGCAUCACAGCAUAACAUCCGGAGCUAUGCACUGCAUUCCUUUCUGACCAAUAUCAUGGUUCCCAAAUUGGCCUUCACCCCUAAAUGAGGAGACUUAACAAGGAAGUGCACGGCUGCGAGUUCCAUUGGCAUUGAUUAUUUGUGUUUAAAUGUCAUAUUUAUGGAAAAAUCCACACUUCUAAUGUCCUUUCAAACUUGGAUGCCUGUUCUUAAUGAAGUUCCCUGAUGGAUGCUUGGUGAAUGUAUUACGAUGUGCAUGGAUGCUUUUUAGCGAGCAGAGUUUGGCAGUUCAGAUUAUUUUCUUUAAAGGCCUUGGAUGCUGUUGAACGCACUCUGUCAUAAUGAUGUUUUUGGUUAAAAUUAAAUUUUAAUUCUGAGUAUCCGAAAGGACACUCUCACAUUGGAUGGGAAAUUCAUACUACAUUUAGCACUGUUCAUAUUUCUGAUUGGCUCCAUGCACCCAUACAUGUGCUUUAUAUUUGAAUUUCUUCUUGCAUGAAAAAUCCCUUGUGAUCAAAAUUACAGUUCUAAAGAAACUCACCAAAAAUAAGCCAACAAAUGUACCCAAUUUGUCAGUUGUUUGAAGUGGUUUGUCUUCUUUUGCCUCACAUUGCAAUUGUUGCUUUACUUAGUAUUGAACUGCAGCCCUUGCAUUGAAAAUUAUCUAGCACACAAAAUGGAAGGAGAGCUCUCUUAGAUCAACAUAAAUAAAUUAGAAGACCAUAGAACUUUGUAACUUCGAUUACAAAGUCAGGUAUCGUCUCUCACUGUAAGUAAAGUUUAUGAUGAAAUCUGAGAACUUAUAGCCAUGUCUGUCUUUUCCCACCUCUAAUCAUCAAAUUCCCUCUCCUAAUCAAACAUUUAUUUGCUCGGCAAAUGAAAUUUUGCACCGAGAGCUCUUCUCAAAGCAUCUCCGAGAGAAAUCAGCUUACAAACGAUAAUGUAUAUUUAAUAUUUAGUAGUUAAUCAAAUGCCAUGCUUAUGAAUGAUACAAAUCACAAUUGUAUAGGUACAUCUGUAGACACACCCAUGUGGGACUUAUCUGAAGCCUCUAGAUACGAGUGUCAAAUUAAUAUUUGAAGAAAAUCAGUACUGUAAUGAAAUAUCCAAAUUUAAUAAGAUAGUGUAUGAAAUUUGAAGCAGGAGUGUUGUUAAACAAUUGUAUAUAGCCGCUCUUUC